Messenger RNA from Rana temporaria (common frog), 801 nucleotides. RefSeq names its product olfactory receptor 6C75-like. Bases 1 to 801 code for a protein of 266 amino acids. Lineage: Eukaryota; Metazoa; Chordata; Amphibia; Anura; Ranidae. Gene Ontology annotation, cellular component: membrane. Gene Ontology annotation, molecular function: olfactory receptor activity; G protein-coupled receptor activity. The record is from RefSeq and is a predicted model, not a curated record. The transcript has a single exon. Gene Ontology annotation, biological process: G protein-coupled receptor signaling pathway.
AUGCUUAUCAUUAUCAUAACAAGAAUUGAUCAUCAUCUGCAGAAACCCAUGUAUUUCUUUAUUAGCAAUCUUUCAUGUGUUGAUAUUUUAUUCGGAAUAAUAAUUUUACCUAAUGUCAUGAUACUAAUUCUUUCUCAUAAGAAUACUAUUUCCUUCUACGGUUGUAUAACCCAAAUGUAUUUUUUCCUUUGCAUUGGAGUUACUGAGUCUAUUCUUCUUGCGGUUAUGUCUUAUGAUCGCUAUGUUGCUAUAUGCAAUCCUUUAAAAUACACUGUUAUAAUGACAAGAGAUGUAUGUUUUUAUCUGGCCUUCAGCUGCUGGAUAGGUGGUUUCCUCAUUGUUUUUCUUCCAGUUUUUGUGAUUUCUCAAUUGAAAUAUUGCUCUAAUAUCAUCAAUCAUUUUUUCUGUGAAAUGUUCCCAGUGAUACAGCUAUCCUGUUCAGACAUUUACUGGCUUCAAGUCUCUUUCACCAUCUUAGCCUCUGUUGUCAUCUUUGGUACAUUCCCCAUCAUUGGAAUGUCCUAUUUAAACAUUUUAUGGAAUAUCUUAAGUCUUCAAUCACUAAACAGCAAAAAGAAAACUUUUUCGACUUGCGCUACCCACUUAAUUGUUGUAUUUAUGUACUAUUCCACAAUCACAUUUAUGUACAUUCGGCCAAAAUCUGAAAGCAACUUGGAGCUAGAUAAGAUAAUUUCAGUCUUCUAUUCCGUGCUUAAUCCAAUAUUGAAUCCAUUAAUUUACAGCCUUAGGAACAAUGAAAUUAAAAAAGCAUUAAGGAAAUGUAUGCAUCUAAAAAUAUAA